UUUUAUUGUCGAGUACUUCUCGCUGCAGCCGAUUAAAUCCAGCCUUAUCCUAGCGAUCAACGAACAGUAUUCAGAUGCCAACAUUCCUCUAAAACUCAACGACGGUGAUACCAUUGCUGUGAUACCGCCUUUAAGUGGAGGCUAAUAUGUUCGAUAUCAAGUUGAGCGAUUCCGCGCUGCAUAUCGAUGAGAUAUACAGGUCGGUGGUAUCUCCCAGGUGUGGAGCUGUUUCUCUAUUUGUCGGCACAACUCGGGAUAACUUCGAAGGUUUAAUGGUCACCAAACUAAUCUACGAAUCGUACGAGAAAAUGGCCAUUAAAAUGAUUCGAACGGUAUGCGAAGAAAUCCUCGAAAAAUGGACUGAAAUAGAGCACGUCGCCAUACACCACAGACUGGGCGAAGUUCCUGUCAGCGAAGCGAGCGUCGUAAUCGCCCUAUCUUCACCACACCGUAAAGAUUCGUUGGAAGCUCUCCACUACGCCAUAGACCGAUUAAAAGAAAUCGUGCCUAUCUUCAAAAAAGAACACUAUCAAGACGGAGGCGCCGAGUGGAAACAAAACGCCGAGUGUUCUUGGUCCCGUUGCGCAGCUAUACCAAAACAUAAUAAUAAUUUUUAAGAGAAUACCAUUUUUUUUUGUAUUCAUUUUUUUUGUACAAAAAAUAAACCGCGAGAUGGAAUUUUAUAAAA
Molecule: messenger RNA, 688 nt
Organism: Planococcus citri (citrus mealybug)
Lineage: Eukaryota; Metazoa; Arthropoda; Insecta; Hemiptera; Pseudococcidae
Gene: Mocs2B
Product: Molybdenum cofactor synthesis 2B
Exons: 4
Coding region: 147-617 (156 amino acids)
Biological process (GO): Mo-molybdopterin cofactor biosynthetic process
Cellular component (GO): cytosol
Molecular function (GO): molybdopterin synthase activity
Source: RefSeq, a predicted model, not a curated record